Messenger RNA from Corythoichthys intestinalis (scribbled pipefish), 6018 nucleotides. RefSeq names its product up-regulator of cell proliferation-like. The record is from RefSeq and is a predicted model, not a curated record. The transcript is spliced from 4 exons. Lineage: Eukaryota; Metazoa; Chordata; Actinopteri; Syngnathiformes; Syngnathidae. The coding region runs from base 120 to 3620 and encodes 1166 amino acids. Gene Ontology annotation, molecular function: GTP binding.
CUGGGUUGGAAGGUUUUUAAAGAACAGCAUUGAGAUGGAUGUCAAACCAUGGCUACUUUGAGCACUGAAAGGCAAAACGCAAGAGGAUUUUAAAGAAGCAGUCAGAGGGAAGUCAAACCAUGGCUACUUUGAGCACUGAAAAACCAAACCAAACAGUUGUGUUGGACUUCCUCACCGACCUUGGACUGAGGAAAUACUAUCCCAACAAACUCACUCUCCUGUCUUUUUUGGAAGUCAACAAAAGCAGCAUCAACAAAAAAGAUGUCAAUUCAGUUGAUGAAAUUCCAUUCGAUUUCCUCAGAAAACUGUUCAAAAUCGAUGCUGAGUGCAGGAACUGUACACAGACAUGCGAUCAGGAAGAAACCGAAGACAGCUUUGACAUAGAUGACAUUUUCACAGACACAGGAAACGCCGUUCAUCCUCUUGAUCUGAUUGUAGGUCUUUUCCUUUGUGCUGAUAGCUUCUUGCAACAGGAAAUGGCUCUAAAGAUGUCAUUAUGCCAGUUUUCUGUCCCACUGUUGUUGCCCCACUGUAACAACAAUCAAUCUACUCUGAUGUUAUGGACACUGAGAGAAAUUGUAAAAGAAUGGUGUCCACAUGAUUUGUGUUUUACAAAAGGAUUUGUGGAGAACAACAUUGUGCAAGCAUCCAUGCCAUUUUUUUCCUUUGUGAGGCUGAAAAACUGUAGUUUAUCCAAAUCUCAGUUCUUGAAUCAAAUCCUCAGCCACGGCCAACAGAAUCAUAGCAUGUUCAUACACAGAGACAUGGAAGGAGGUGAACGGACAAGAAAAAUUGCAAAUACUUUGGUGGAGGUUGGCUGGUUCCUUCCUUGUGGGAAAGAAAAUAUUGACGUAUUUCCAGAGCCGAUUGCGUUCGCAAAUUUGCGAGGUGAUAUUUCUGAGUCCCUAACACAGUUUAGCUUCCUUUAUGAAGUGUCCAAUGCAAUAUUUGUCUUCUUGGACAAAGUUGAAGAAAAGGAGCACCAAAUUUUGACAAAACUUCAAGAUGGAAAAUGUAAACUCUAUUGUGUGGUUCAUCGCAGAGACAAUGCCUUGGAGGACUUGGCCUCUGUCAAGAAUACAGUGCAAGAACUGGCUUUACCAAACAGCAACAUUAAAAUCAAAGACUCCAGGGUGAAUAUAGCAGAGUUUUCUCAGACACUUUGUGAAACCAUCAAGAACUCGCUGCUUGAUGUGAAAAAAACAAUGAGUAUUGAAAAUAUGAGCGCAAAAGCAAUCGAGCUGGGACUGUCAGUGGAUGUAAAUAUAACUCUUAACCAGAAAGGAACUGCUGAAGAUAUAAUGACGGGGAUUGGUGUACGAAGUAUACCACAUUACAAAAAACAAAAACUUCCUUUGCAGGGAGAAAACUGGAAGAAGUUAUCGAAACUGGAGAUGAGGGAAUGCAGAAUAAAAAAUGCUGGCACAGUGGGUGGUGAGCAUUACAAAGCUCAGCUACAAGGGGAGAAACAAGAGAUUUGGAAAGAACAACAACAAAUAAAACGGCCAAAAGGAAUGCAAGAUUUUAUUGACACCUUAGCAACAAGCGACAAAGAAAGAAGACAGUACUUCUUGAAGUGGAUGAAAUUCAUAUUCAAUACCCACUCUCGUGAUACGCUUACUGCCCUGCGUAAAAAAUUCAAAGAGCUUCGCAAAAGUAAGGAUGCCAAACUCAUUGAAGAGAUUGAUCAAGAAUUAUUGGACAGCUCUUUAGGAGUUGAGCAUUACAUGAGAGAAAUGGGAUUAAACUAUGAAGUUUCCAUGCAGUCAGAUGAUGAUGCAGAUGAAUUGUCUUAUUUGCCUUCUGUAGCUGCUGAAAUGCUGCGAGAUGGAUAUCCAUUGGAGUUUUUGGAUGGAGAUGCUUCAAAUAUCCCAGAGAAGUGGGUGACCGCUGUGUUAAUGGAGCUUCACAAGAAAGUCGGUGGCAAAAGCAGGCUGCUAGCAAUAGCUGUGUUGGGUGUUCAAAGUUCUGGAAAAUCAACACUUCUCAACACCAUGUUUGGUGUUCAGUUUCCUGUCAGCAGUGGCAGAUGCACAAGAGGCGCCUACAUGCUAUUCCUCAAAGUUGGAGAUGAUACCAAAGAGAAAUUGGGUUGUGACUUCAUCCUCCUCAUUGAUACUGAAGGUCUGAAAUCCCCUGAUCUUGCACAAAUAGCAGAUAGUUAUGAGCACGACAACCAGCUGGCAACCUUUGUCAUAGGAUUAAGUGAUGUCACCAUUAUAAACGUUGCAAUGGAGAAUGCAACGGACAUGAAAGACGUCCUGCAAAUUGCUGUCCAUGCUUUCAUGCGAAUGAAACAAGUUGGGAAAAAAACGGUUUGUCACUUUGUGCACCAAAAUGUUGCUGGAGUGUCUGCUCAUGCCAAGAACUUGACGGAGAGACACCAUCUACUGGAUCAACUCAAUGAAAUGACAAAAAUUGCGUCUGAAAUGGAGAAACAGCCAACGAUUCAAGCAUUUACGGAUGUGCUCGACUAUGACAUAGAAAACAGCAACUGGAAUAUCCCAGGACUUUGGCAUGGAACGCCUCCAAUGGCACCAGUAAACACCGGUUACAGUGAGGCUGUAGCAGACUUCAAGACAAAUCUUCUGGAGACCUUGGGAAAAGAAAAGCGAAAUGACGUUAAAAACAUCCCAGACUUUCUUGAAUGGAUGAGUAGUCUGUGGAAAUCAGUCAAAUAUGAGAAUUUCAUCUUUAGUUUCAGAAACACACUAGUGGCCCAUGCUUAUGACAACUUGUGCAAAGAGUUUGGUGAGUGGGAAUGGCAGAUGCGAAAAGAAAUCCUCUCCUGGCAGAAAGAAGCAGAGUUGGAAAUCUUAAAUGCUAACAAAGAAGAAAAUUUGCACACAUUGAUCAAGAUAAAGAAAUUAGAAUUAUCUGAGGAAAUUAAAAAACAGGAAGGCAAAUUAAUUGAGAAGCUCACCAACUAUUACAGAAGGACAGACAGACAUGUUAAUUUGAUAGAGAAAUACAAAACCGACUUUGAAAGUUCUAGCAGCAGUCUGUCAAAUGAGAUUCAAUAUUCAGUGAAUACUGAAUUGGACAGAGCUUUUGAGCGCAAAAUCGGCUUGCUAAAGGCGCAGGAUAUACAAGAGAAGUAUCGCAGUGUGAUUGAAGAGAGAGUCAUAAAACUUCUGCAUGACUUCAAAGACUUGCGCAUGUCUGAUGACCAACUGAGAGAGGAGUUUGAGAAAAUGUGGAAUGCAGCUACUGCCAAUGUUUCCACACUGAAAGAACAAGAUAUACCUGCAAAGGUUCUCAUCCAACUGAAGAACAAUUUCUCAAAUCGCAAAGGGAAUGAAAACUUAGGACAUGUUAAAAGCCUCGAGGAUUUAGGAAAGGGACCAUUUGAGAUAAGAGGUUACCAUGUUGACUCUUUAAUUAAGACAUUUCAAUUCAUGUGCACCGGAGACUUAACGCAUUUUGCUAACAAUGUAAUUGAUAUAUCUGUCCAGUUUGCUUUGGACAAAUGUACCUCUGAUGGUGAUUACCAUGAUUCCUUCACAAGGGAUCUGCUGCAGAGGAUUGACGAGUUGCUCAAUGAAAGUUACAAGCGUCAUCGUACCAACACUCAGUUUGAGAUUGACCUCAAACUUCACAUUUGUGGCAUUGCUGCUUGAGAAUUCCUGCAAAUGCACAAGAGAUUUGUGUCAAAGAAUGACCCCCAAACACAGCUGGAAAUGUGUAAGCAACAAUACUUGUCCGACUUUCUGGAUUUAUACAAGGAAACCGAUCAUUGCCAACGCAAAGCAAACGAUUUUGCCCAGCUUUGCAUCAAGCCAGCCAUUAUGGAUUGCAUCAACAGAUCUUUGGGAAUUGACAUUGUGGACAACAUUUUGGCAAGCAGCAAUUCAAUAAUGUACAGUUCGCGGUCCUAUUUCCAAUACAACAUUCUAAAAGAGUUGUUGCUGAAAGAUGAUUUCAAGAGUUUUGUCAAGUACAUUUUGUCCUAUGAAACAUAUGUUAAGGAUCAGAUUCUUCUUCAGAUCUGUCAAAAAAUGGACAAGGACAAGACGUUGUUUAAAUUAAAGAAGGAGAAAUUGGAGGCUUUAGUUUCCAAAAUAAAACAGGCAAUGAACCAGGCGUCAAUCACGGUAUUAGACGACGUUGCAGGGGUGACGAUGCUCGUCAGUGAAAUGCGCAAAUAUCUGAUUAAAGACAUCGUCAUGUCAGAGGAGGCACAAAAGGCCUGUCUGUUUCAGAUCAAAAGCUCAUGUCAGUCGUUUACAGAUAGCUUCAUUGUGUCCUUGAAUAAAUUACAAGACGAACUCCUUGUUGAAUUUUCCAACACUGAAGACAUGAAUGAAAUUUUAAAUAAACUUGACAUAAAACCACAGAACGAGCUAUUCAAGAGAAUAUUUGGAUGUGGACAGCAGUGUCCAUUUUGUAAAGUCCCGUGCGAAGCAGGGGGCAAAGAACACAAGAAACAUCACGCAGCGGUACAUCGACCACAGGGCCUUGGACAAUGCAGAAAUGACAUCACUGAAGAUCUAGUUGAAACGAUAUGUACAACUGAUGUGCAGAGUGAUGUUAAAUUUUUAGUCCCUGGAACACAAAACAAAUGGAUUGCUUACAGUGACUACAACACCCUAUUUCCUGAUUGGCACAUAGCCCCAGACCUUACAAUGGAAUCAUCUGAUUACUGGAAGUAUGUGCUAGUACGUUACAAUAAGAAGUUUGCUGCAGAAUAUAAGGCCAAGCCAGCAAAAGUUCCAGGGGCCUGGAACAGAAUCACAAAAAAGCACGCGCUAAAGGGUCUCCAGGAUGCUUUCAGCAUUAAAGAAUGAAAAAUGAUGUGUAAUGGUAUCCGAGGAAAAGGGAUUUGCUAUAUACCCAGAUGAAAUAGAGACAAAAUAGUUUAUUAAUGCUGUAUAUACAGUACAUGUAUAAAAGAUGACGUUUUUUCCUGCCUGUUUUGUUUUAUACUUGGAUCUGUCUGAUUUCACGAUGAGUCGAUCAAAUGAGGAGUCAAUACAAUAAAACAAAUGGAUUGCACAAACACGCAAUAAAUUAAUUUUGAAACAUUUUCAAAUCUGUGAAAUAAUGCCACAUGAUGCCACAGUAUGAAAGCAUAAUUGCAUUUGAGGUGCGGAGAGGGUCCUAAUUGUGAAUGAUUCAAAUGAGAAAACUGCAAGAUAAUAAAUGCAUUUUAAAAAUGAUUCUGUUUCAUACCUCACACCAAGCACUAUAGUUUGAGAUGUUUCACAUACAGUGGGGCAAAUAAAUAUUUAGUCAACCACCAAUUGUGCAAGUUCUCCUACUUGAAAAGAUUAGAGAGGCCUGUAAUUGUCAACAUGGGUAAACCUCAACCAUGAGAGACAGAAUGUGAAAAAAAAAAACUGAAAAUCACAUUGUUUGAUUUUUAAAGAAUUUAUUUGCAAAUCAUGGUGGAAAAUAAGUAUUUGGUCCAUACCAAAAGUUCAUCUCAAUACUUUGUUAUCUACCCUUUGUUGGCAAUAACGGAGGCAAAACAUUUUCUGUACCUCUUCACAAGCUUUUCACCCACUGUUGUUGGUAUUUUGGCCCAUUCCUCCAUGCAGAUCUCCUCUAGAGCAGUAAUGUUUUGGGGCAUCUUGUUAUGUUAUGUUAUUUUGUAGAAGGAAAACGUUAUUCAGAUGUUUGGAAUGUCACAAAAGCAAAAAAUAGAUGUGUUAGUUAUGUUUGAAAUGUAUGCUUUCAUAAAAAGCUCAAUUUCUCUGUUUUUUCAACAGUCAUUUGGAAAAUUGCUCAAACUAGGCUAUUCUCCAAUGCUGAUUUCUAAAGAAGAAUGGAAAAACAUAUUAACUAACUUUUUUUUUCCUGCUGAAAGAAGAGAGUCUAAUCUUUCUUCUGGUGGGUUCCAUGUUUAUGUAGCAAUGGAACAGAAUUUACUGUGGGCCUUGCAAAACCAGUCAAAAUCCAGUAAAACGGCCGGGAGCCCGCCCUGCAAAAGCCUUCAAAAAGACUGAAUGUUUUAACUAAUCGUGGUCAUUGUUUCUCAGGAAUCAUUUGUUGACUUGUGAUAUGGCGACCCUGGAA